Messenger RNA from Paramecium tetraurelia, 888 nucleotides. RefSeq lists its product as uncharacterized. NCBI's taxonomy places the organism in Eukaryota, Ciliophora, Oligohymenophorea, Peniculida, Parameciidae. Gene Ontology annotation, biological process: transmembrane transport. Gene Ontology annotation, cellular component: plasma membrane. The transcript is spliced from 4 exons. Gene Ontology annotation, molecular function: ATP binding; transmembrane transporter activity; ATP hydrolysis activity. The record is from RefSeq and is a predicted model, not a curated record.
AUGAUAUUUACAGGAUCUCCAGAAAAAGAAGCAAUGAUGGGACAGGUUAAAGAUAUUUAUAAUUUACCUCCAAAAGAAUUUGGGCCAUAAGAUGAGAAUGUAAUUGAAUGUGAAGAUGUAUCAAAAGAGUUUAACCUUAUUGGAAGAGAUGAGAAGAUUUAUGCUCUUAAGGAAAUCAAUUUAAAACAACAUGAUGAAUUUUAUCCUAUAAAAAGGGGAGAAUUUGUCAUUAUUAGAGGUCCCUCUGGUGGUGGAAAAACAACAUUCUUAAAUUAAGUAGGAACAAUUGACACACCUACUAGUGGCACAAUAAGAUUAUUAGGAAGGGAAGUCAAUAAGUUAUCAAAAGACUCAUAUUUAAGCGAACUUAGGUUGACAACUAUUGGUUUUGUAUUCUAGACAUUUAAUUUAAUUGCUACAAUGACAGCUUAUGAAAAUGUAGAGUUGCCCAUGAGAAUUUUGGCUAAAUUAUCGGAGAAAGAAAUUAAAAAAAGAGUCAGAGAAUUGCUGAAAAGUGUUGGACUAUAGGAUAGAAUGGAUCAUUUACCAUCAGAGUUAUCAGGUGGUGAAUAGUAGAGAGUGGCUAUAGCUAGAUCUUUAGCCAAUUCACCCUAAAUUUUAUUAUUGGAUGAGCCUACAGGAGAUUUAGAUUCAAAAUCAACUGUUGAAGUCAUGGAUAUCUUAUUGAAACUCAAUAAUUUUGGAUAUGAUGAAUCUAAUCCCACACCUUGCACUAUGGUUAUGGUUACUCAUAAUCCUGAUCUUGAAUGCUAUGCCCACAGGGUUAUUUAUAUUAAAGAUGGGAAAAUAGAAAAAUAAGCUAUAAAUGAAAGGUAAUCACCAUUAAGAUAUGAAUAAUAUCUACACUAUCUUAACAGUUAGAACUGA